UGCGGUACCAAGAGAAUAGAUGCCUCGACUUGAUUGUUUUAGCUUGUUGGUCUCGAUGAACUUUAUAUCCAUUUCGCCGAGAAUUUUGAUUAUUGGGACAUUUCUUUUGCUUGAAUUCCCUAAUCCCAAUAGUAACAUUCGCCAUCAUACGUACCCUAUACUGUUCCUGCCAUCCCCAGAGAGAUGGCAAAUAGAACAUUACUGUUACAAAUACAACUGUACAGCAUUUGAUUCCCUGGAAAGAAAGACUAUAAAAGAAUCGAGGAAAUGUUUUCACAAUACAGAAUGGCUAGCAGUUAGCGAUUUGCAAUUUAGGAUCAUGCAAAUCUUUGUGUAUCCUUGAAAAAAUUUCUCAAUUUAGAAUUUACAUGAUGAUUAGUAUUUGUACCCUACAGGAUGGCAUCUCGAGCCCCAUCGCGGCGCACAUCCUAGACUUCUGCGACGAUGGCAGCGGCGGAGACCUGUUCGCGGCCGUGAACGCGGCCUCGGACAUGUUCACGGCGUCCUCAGAGGAUGCCUCGUCGUCGUCCGUGACGACGCCUCCCGCGCCCUGCAGCCACGGCGACAACGUGUCGUCGGGCGCCGCGGCCGCUGCCUCGGCCUUCUCCCCCAUGGCGUCGCUGGACUCCACCUUAUCGGCUCUCCUCGAGGAAGACGAUCCACCAGUUCCCGACACCGAACUCUUCCUCCCCAUCGAUUACCAGUUUGCGGCAGCGGUCGCCGGGGACGAGCCUCAGCCGGAGCAGCAGUUCGACCAGGUCCCGGUGGCGCUCCCGGUGGCCGCCGCGGCGGCGGAACAGCCAGCUCUGCAGACGCAGAUGAGCAGCACGGCGUCCGAGCUCAUGCACCUCACCUCCUCCGGGUACAGCGACGAGUGCUUCGCGGCGGCGAUGGCCGGAGGAGGGUACGUGGGCCUGGACGAGGCCCUGUGCCAGCAGCAGCCGCAGCCGCCGCUGCAGCCCGGCGCGUUGCUCCCGCCCGGCGUCAUGGACACCGCGGCGCAGGGGUACGCGGUGGCGCAAGGCGGCUUCUUCGGGGCCGGCUGCACCGGCAUGGUGAUGUCCAUGAUGGGGAUGGAGGAGAUCGGCGAGUACCAGCGGAUGAUGGAGAGCGCCAGCGCCGCGCUGUCCGCCACGCACAGCGCCGACGCGGACUCAGCCGCCGCGGCGCAGAUGGCGGCGUUCGGCGGCAGCGCCGGGGAAAUGCAGAUGGGCGGCGGCAUGAGCCCGGGGCAGCUGCCGGCGGCCGGGGCGGUGACGGAGGCGUCGAGCCUGGAGGACGCGAGCUUCAAGAGCGCCCGCAUCUCGACGGAGGAGAGACGGGAGAAGAUCCACAGGUACAUCAAGAAGCGGAACGAGCGCAACUUCAGCAAGAAGAUCAAGUACGCUUGCAGGAAGACCCUGGCGGACAGCAGGCCCCGCGUGCGCGGCAGAUUCGCCAAGAACGACGACUACGGCGAGCCGUCGAGGGCGAUGCAGAACCACGACGAGUAUGAUCAGAUUGCCGGCUUGAAGGGAGAAGACAUGCUCGACCCUGACGCCCUGCAGGCGCACCUCAGCGGGAUGAACUCCUACAUGUACAACCACACGGUUGAAUCCUGGAUGUAGAGCAUGCAGGACGAUGGCUAAUGUUUCCGUUUUGGUUUCCUAAUUUUGUGCAGAUUUCAACAGAGCCUUUUGGUUAUUUGGUGCCAUGGAAUAAUUGAUCUUGUAUAGGUUAUAAAGUGCAGUGCUCAGCUUUGAGUUGCUAUAGAUCUACUUGUUACAGUAUGCCAAUCUGAUUUCACCCUGUUACAAACUUACAAUAGCCCGUAGUUUGCAUCAUGCAAAAGAACCAGGGUGGUUCAGAGUUUUGAAGAAAAUAACGCAUGUGUUGAGGAUAUAUAUACCUUCUUAAUAGAAAGAGAGCUUCGGAUCA
Setaria italica (foxtail millet) is the source of this 1917-nucleotide messenger RNA. RefSeq lists its product as uncharacterized. Gene Ontology annotation, biological process: regulation of flower development. Gene Ontology annotation, molecular function: protein binding. NCBI's taxonomy places the organism in Eukaryota, Viridiplantae, Streptophyta, Magnoliopsida, Poales, Poaceae. The transcript is spliced from 5 exons. The coding region runs from base 369 to 1607 and encodes 412 amino acids. The record is from RefSeq and is a predicted model, not a curated record. Gene Ontology annotation, cellular component: nucleus.